Molecule: messenger RNA, 4062 nt
Organism: Micropterus dolomieu (smallmouth bass)
Lineage: Eukaryota; Metazoa; Chordata; Actinopteri; Centrarchiformes; Centrarchidae
Gene: hook2
Product: hook microtubule-tethering protein 2
Exons: 23
Coding region: 144-2282 (712 amino acids)
Biological process (GO): cytoplasmic microtubule organization; cytoskeleton-dependent intracellular transport
Cellular component (GO): cytoplasm; centrosome
Molecular function (GO): dynein light intermediate chain binding; microtubule binding
Source: RefSeq, a predicted model, not a curated record
AGUGGGUAGGAGCGAGCAGCAGGAGGCCAUGGCAGGACAAUGACUGACGUGGAAAGUGUCGGGAGUGAGUAACAAACUUCGGAGGAAAACAAGUCUUGAGAGCAACAUACAUCGCUCCUCUGUGUUACACGGGCCACAGCAACAUGAGUCUGGACAAAGCAGAGCUGUGUGAUUCACUUUUAACCUGGUUACAGACAUUUCAGGUGCCAUCAUGCAACAGCAAGUACGACCUGACAAGUGGAGUGGCCAUUGCACAUGUGCUGCACAGAAUAGACCCCUCCUGGUUUAAUGAGACAUGGCUAGGCAGGAUCAAGGAGGAGAGCGGGGAGAACUGGCGCCUCAAGGUCAGCAACUUGAAAAAGAUUCUUAAGAGCAUGCUGGAGUAUUAUCACGAUGUGCUUGGUCACCAGGUGUCAGAUGAGCACUUGCCAGACGUGAACCUUAUAGGAGAGAUGGGAGAUGUCACUGAACUGGGCAAGCUGGUACAGCUCGUAUUGGGCUGUGCUAUCAGUUGUGAGAAGAAACAAGAGCAAAUCCAGCAGAUAAUGACACUUGAGGAAUCUGUCCAGCACGUCGUGAUGACAGCCAUUCAGGAGCUCUUGUCAAAGGAGCCUUCUUCUGAACCAGGAACCCCUGAGACCUAUGGGGACUUUGACUACCAGUCCAGGAAGUAUUAUUUUCUAAGUGAGGAGGCAGAUGAGAAGGAGGACCUGAGCCAGCGCUGUCGAGACCUGGAACAUCAGUUGUCAGUGGCUAUGGAGGAGAAGUUGUCCCUACAGGCAGAGACAAGGUCCCUGAAGGAGAGGCUGAGCCACUGCGACUCUCUGGACGCUUCCACCACUGUCAUCACUGGAAAAAAGCUGCUGCUGCUGCAGAGUCAGAUGGAGCAGCUGCAGGAGGAGAACUACAGACUGGAGAACAGCAGAGAUGACAUGCGCGUGAGGGGGGAGAUACUGGAGCGUGAGAUGGCCGAUCUACAUCAACGUAACGAAGAGCUGACCAGCCUGGCGCAGGAGGCCCAGGCCCUCAAGGAUGAGAUGGAUAUUCUCAGGCACUCCUCUGACCGGGUGAACCAGCUUGAAGUACUAGUGGAGACGUACAAGAGGAAGCUGGAGGAUCUGGGAGACCUGCGCAGGCAGGUGCGCCUCCUGGAGGAGCGCAAUACUGUGUACAUGCAGCGUACCUGCGAGCUGGAGGAGGAGCUCCGGAGGGCCAACGCCAUCCGCAAUCAGCUGGACACUUACAAAAGACAGGCUCACGAGCUUCACACCAAGCACUCGGCAGAGGCCAUGAAAGCUGAGAAAUGGCAGUUUGAGUACAAGAACCUUCACGACAAGCAUGACGCACUGCUGAAGGAGAAAGAACGUCUGAUCUCGGAAAGAGACACACUCCGGGAGACAAAUGAUGAGCUUAGGUGUGCACAAGUCCAACAGAGGUGUCUUAGUGGAGGUGGAGACUUGUGUGACAAUGGUGUCACAGUAGGAAACCUCGCUGCAGAGAUCAUGCCUACUGAGAUCAAGGAGACAGUGGUGCGUCUACAGAGUGAAAACAAAAUGUUGUGUGUCCAGGAGGAGACUUACAGGCAGAAACUGGUGGAGGUGCAGGCCGAGCUGGAGGAGGCGCAGCGCAGCAAGAACACCCUGGAAACUCAGAACAGAUUAAACCAGCAGCAGAUCUCAGAGCUGCGUUCUCAGGUGGAAGAGCUCCAGAAGGCGCUGCAGGAGCAGGACAGCAAGACUGAGGAUGCCAUCUCCUCCUUAUUGAAGAAAAAGCUUGAGGAGCAUUUGGAGAAGCUCCAUGAAGCGCACUCAGAUCUCCAAAAGAAAAGAGAGGUCAUUGAUGACCUAGAGCCCAAAGUGGACAGCAACAUGGCAAAGAAGAUAGAUGAACUCCAGGAGAGCCUGCGGAAGAAGGACGAGGACAUGAAGCAGAUGGAGGAGCGAUACAAGCGCUACGUUGAGAAGGCGAGAACGGUGAUCAAAACCCUGGAUCCAAUGCAACAGCCGGUGACUGCGACUCCUGACAUCCAGGCGCUGAAAAACCAGCUGACAGAGAAGGAGAGGAAAAUCCAGCACCUGGAGCAUGACUAUGAGAAGAGCAGGGCCAGACAUGACCAGGAGGAGAAACUCAUCAUCACGGCAUGGUACAACAUGGGGAUGACGUUGCAUCAGAAAGUGUCUGGCGAGCGGCUCGGUCCCUCUAACCAGGCCAUGUCCUUCCUCGCCCAGCAGAGGCAGUCCACCAACGCCAGGAGAGGCCUGACACGACACCAUCCAAGAUAAGACCUCCAGGCGGGAGAACAAACGCGCUGAAAGGAAGUAUAGAGAAUAUAAUGUGAUCUACACUGGACUUCAUCUGGACACCCUAUACCUUUUUAUGCCUUUUACUGGAUCGCUGCACCUCAGAGAGUAUUUUCCAUGCUGCUACUGCCCCCUGCUGGCUCUUAAUGGUACGAGAAAGUUUAUUUUCUCUGUGGGGCCCCGGAGGAGAGAGGGAUACAACUGUGAGUUAACCCCUAGAAACAGAAGUAGGAGUAGGAGAAGUAGGGCCUGAAAAGAGGCUGUCUCACCUUUUAAGGUGACUUUUUUUAUUUCCUCUUCAGCCUCUUGUACUCUGCCCUGUUUAUGUAAGGUGUGUUUUAAAUCUUUUUUUUUUUUUUUUUGUCUUUGUGUGUUAUACAACAGGAUGGAAUGUGAACUAGUUUUGUUAAGGUUACUGUUCAGAUGUGAUAGACGAGAGAUGAGUUAUUAGGGGUAUUACAAUUACUGCUGUAAGUGCUAAAGGUGGACAUAAAGCUACACUGCUUAUAGACUGAGAACAGUCAGUCGGUAGUACAUCUCUUUGGUUUUCUUCUUUUGUUUUGAACUUUCUCAGCUUUUGUUUUUUGUCUUCUUGAUAAUGUGUUUUGAAGUGAGUUGAGGAUGUUUGUUUUUUAAUUUGAAGGACCUCGAAAAAAUGUAAAGACGAUAAGGAUGUGUUAACGGCUUUAGUCCCAAUCCACCCCCCCACCUUGAAGUCACUUGAAUAAUUUUCUUUAAAAAGUUUCCCAAGAUACACCAAAGCACUUUCCCAGAAGGGUGUGUUUGUUCAGUGCCUCGCAAAACUAAAAAUACGCGCCUCUAUGGAUGAGAUAUUCGCAGUGGUAAACCCCUUCUCCCUGUCUCAUUGGCACGGAUAGAUUUUACUAAAAGAAAACGUCACACUCAUGCGGCUCAUUUUCAUAUGGCUGGUGAUAAUGUGACGUGUGGAUUAUUUUUCUUAAUGUUCUCAUUUGUUGCCUAUGAAUUGGAAUUUUUUUAUUUUUUUAUUUUUUUUUUUUUAAUUCCCCUCCCUCUUCCCAAAGGCUGAAACAGGGUGUUUGGUUAUGGGCUGGACCUCAUUGCACUCACCACUUUAGACUCCAAACUGAUGUAAAUAAAGGCAACUAAAGGCCUCUUAGUUUAUCACAGAGAAUGGAAAACUAAUACACAACGUGAUUAUAUCCAUAAUGAUAAAAACACUAAAAACAAUGACUCAGCUAAUGGCUGCUUACCGCUGCUAGACCUCAAUUACAGUUUAACUGAACUGGAAGGAUAUGUACUUACCAAUAUGCUGGAAUUCUUUUGUCUUGACCGAAAGUCAGGAGGAGGAUCUAAAGGUUGAGCCUGUAAUAGAUGGUACAUUCAUCAACACUACGUCUGCCUGUAUUCACUCCAGGUUAAUUUUCCUUUUCAACAGAUGUAGUCAUUUUUGUCAGUCUCAAACCAGAGCUACUUUUUUUAUGACUUGUACUUCGUCCCUGUGAGUGUUUGUGCUAUGGUCUACGCAGGCCAGAAUCCUGCUGUUGUGUGCACAUUCUUUUUUUUUCUAUUUGAGUUGAUAUUUAUGGUGUUAAAUCACUCUUUGCUACACAUUUGCAUGGCUUGAUGGGGUUAACUUUUAGGUUGUCAGUGUUUGUUUAUCAUAUAAUGGUCUAGUAGAUUAUAGCAGAGUGAACUUCACACAGGGAUCUGAAGCAAGCUAAAGAUUUGUAGUCCUGUCUGUUCUACUUUUGCACUACAAAUAAAUGAGAUCUUAAGAUAA